AUGUUGAUCCUUGGGAUUGUAAAAGGUUUACAAGUGCUUCAGAUCCCAUUGGAAAAGCUUCAAACUCUACUGCUUGAAGGGGUUGACGGUUAUGAAACACCUGUGGGUGCUAGAGGAUCCCAAUUGUCAGGUGGUCAAAAACAAAGAAUUGCAAUCGCUCGUGCUCUAGUUCGGAAACCGACCUUACUUCUACUCGAUGAGGCCACGUCUGCUCUGGAUAACGAAUCGGAGAGAGUAGUCCAAGCUGCAUUGGACGAGGCAAUGGCAAAGGGUGGUCGAACAUCCCUCGUAGUGGCCCAUCGUCUAACAACAGUUGAGAAUUGUGAUGUUAUUGUGGUGCUUCAAGAAGGUCAAGAGUGUGAGAUUGGUUCGCCGGAAGGUUUGAUGGCUAUGAAAGGCCUCUACUACCAGUUGCAUAAUGUAGACGCUGCUGUGAAGACGCAUUAA
Rodentolepis nana is the source of this 447-nucleotide messenger RNA. The record is from the annotation of a GenBank genome assembly. NCBI's taxonomy places the organism in Eukaryota, Metazoa, Platyhelminthes, Cestoda, Cyclophyllidea, Hymenolepididae.